Saccostrea cuccullata (small rock oyster) is the source of this 4903-nucleotide messenger RNA. RefSeq lists its product as uncharacterized. The record is from RefSeq and is a predicted model, not a curated record. The transcript has 16 exons. Bases 1 to 4584 code for a protein of 1527 amino acids. NCBI's taxonomy places the organism in Eukaryota, Metazoa, Mollusca, Bivalvia, Ostreida, Ostreidae.
AUGACAACAGAAGUUAAUAGCACAACAGAAAAAACAUCUACGGAAGAUAAUAACACGAUGGUCUACACAAUGACAGAAUAUAAUAACACAACGGACUACAUAACAACGGAAGUGGAUACAACAAGAGACUUUUCUUCCACAGAAGAUUUUAAAACAACGGAUUUUACAUCAACGGAAGAUUACAAUACAACAGACUUUACAUCGACUGAUACAAUAGACUUAUCAUCGACGGAAGUUUUUAACACAACGGACUUUUCAUCCACCGAGGAUUAUAACACAACUGACUUUACACCCACUGAGGAUUAUAACACUACGGACUUUACAUCCACUGAAGAUAAUAACACAACGGACUUUACACCCAUAGAGGAUUAUAACACAACGGACUUUACAUCCACCGCGGAUUAUAACACAACAGGCUUUACAUCCACCGAGAAUAAUAACACCACGGACUUUACACCCACAGAGGAUUAUAAAACAACGGACUUUACUUCCACCGAGGAUUAUAACACAACAGACUUAACAUCCACCGAGGAUUAUAACACAACGGACUUUGCAUCCACUGAGGAUUAUAACACAAUGGACUUUACAUUCACCGAGGAUUAUAACACUACGGACUUUACAUCCACUGAAGUUUAUAAAACUACGGACUUUUCAUUCAACGCGGAUUAUAACACAACGGACUUUACAUCCACCGAGGAUUAUAACACUACCGACUUCACACCCACAGAGGAUUAUAACACAACGGACUUUACAUCCACCGAGGAUUAUAACACAACGGACUUUACAUCCACCGAGGAUUAUAACACAACGGACUUUACAUCCACCGAAAAUUACAACACAACGGACUUUACAUCCACUGAGGAUUAUAACACCAUGGACUUUACAUCCACUGAGGACUAUAACACAACAUCGCACACACAACAUAAAACUACGGACUUUUCAUCCACCGCGGAUUACAACAUGACACAUUUUACAUCCACCGAGGAUUAUAACACCACGGACCUUACACCCACAGAGGAUUAUAACACAACGGAUUUCAUAUCAACUGAGGAUUAUAACACUACGGACUUUACAUCCACUGAGGAUUAUAACACUACGGACUUUACAUCCACUGAAGAUUAUAACACUACAGACUUUACAUCCACUGAGGAUUAUAACACUACAGACUUUACAUUUACUGAGGUUUAUAACACUACGGACUUUACAUCCACUGAAGUUUAUAACACUACAGACUUUACAUCCACUGAGGAUUAUAACACUGCAGACUUUACAUCCACCGAGGAUUAUAACACUACGGACUUUACAUCCACUGAGGAUUAUAACACCAUGGACUCUACUGAGAAUUAUAACACUACAUCCACUGAAGUUUAUAACACUACGGACUUUACAUCCACUGAGGAUUAUAAAACUACAGACUUUACAUCUACUGAGGAUUAUAACACAGCGGACUUUACAUCCAUGGAGGAUUACAACACUACGGACUUUACACCCACAGAGGAUUAUAACACUACGGACUUUACAUCCACCAUGGUUUAUACCACCACGGACUUUACACCCACAGAGGAUUAUAACACUACGGAAUUUACAUCCACCGAGGAUUAUAAGACCACGGACUUUACAUCCACUGAAGUUUAUAACACUACAGACUUUACAUCCACUGAGGAUUAUAACACUAUAGACUUUACAUCUACUGAGGAUUAUAACACUACAGACUUUACAUCGACAGAGGAUUAUAACAUAACUGAUUCCACAACAACAGAAGUUUACAACACAACAGACUACUCAUCAACCGAGAAUUAUAAUGUCACGGACUCUACGACGCCUGAAAACACACCAAAAUCUCAUAAUACAACAACAGAGGAUUCUGCUGCAAAUUCUACCCCAACAGUCAAUGUGGUCACUACGCUUAAUGCACUGGAUUUGGUUGGGAAACCGACAGUCAUCCUAUCCCCUGAGGUCGUUGCCGAUCGACAGCUUUCUACAGACGGUACUAGAUUCGAGCCUGUGAUGAUCUGUCUCUUCUCGAAGCCCUUGUCCGGUCUUUUUUACAACCUUAAAUGGUUUAUCAACAACAAUCUUUUGGAGAAAGCUUUAUUUGAUGACGUGGCCGAGGCUGACCUUAACACAACAGUACUCCGUCCUUCGCAUUGGACACACCGCUAUAGCAUGAACAUGGAUGUAAAAUGUUCAGUGAGCGCCCAGUACGUGAAAUGCAGCCCUGCUGGAGAUUCAUUUAAAAGUUCAUCCUUUUUCGCAGGCAUAAAGUUCAGUACAACAUGGACCACUGUUGAAGAAGGAGAAACCGUUUCUGUGUCGGUCACAAGUACGCUUCCGCUUGGCUGCUCUGCCUCCAUGACAGAUUCUGAGAAAGAGGCUAAAUGUAAGGGGAAUCUUCACAUCCGCUCCCUGGAUUGGCGUUGGUGUCGGAAUGGUAUCACAAAUUUGAAUGUAGCAUUUCCAGAUAAUGGCUGCAUGUUGUCCUUUCCGUACAAGUACUGGAGAGAACCCGUUCAACUUAACAUCACAGGGUACGUAGAUGGAAGACGCAACUGGUGGAGGCGAUACGGACGAAUAAAGCUGGAAUCUUCCACAAACCCAACAGAUGUUUCUAACGCCUGGAAUAAUAUCAAUGUUCCACAGACUAUAUGGGUAUCUGUCUAUGAUAAAUCCGACUAUGGAGGACACUACUGCUAUUCCUUCAGUGAUCCGUACCUCUAUACCUUUGAUCGUCGUUUUUAUUCCAACCAGAGAAUUGGAGAAUUCGUCAUGUACCAGCAUAAAAAGUUGCCGUAUUCUGUCCAUGUCUUAUACUCUUCGUGCUUUCCUUGGAGGAGAGCUUCCUGCGCAUGCGGUGUUGCAAUUAGAAGCGGAAGUAGCUUGUAUGUUGUUCGCACCUGCGUAGAAAUAUCAUACCGACGAAGAAAACUCAAGAGAAUUCCUUUUGAAAUGUACAGCGGCUGUAAUGAAGACGAAAUGGUGGUGCAGAAAACCUAUUCCUGGUAUAGGGUAACGCUGGGAAGUGGCACUGAGAUUGGAUUCUACAUUAACAGAAGGUCUAGAUGGAUCACGUCUAUCCAAAUAGUGUCCUCUACCCUGGACGCCCAGAACGUAGAGGGCAUGUGUGGGAACUAUAAUGGCAACCGGUAUGACGAUUUUAUCCCGAGGGGAGAGUCCAGCUCAACCUGGAACAAGAACAAAUUCACUCUGUCUUGGAGGGUUACUUGGAGAGACAGUCUUUUUGCAAAGAACCCAAGGGCUCUCUCCGGUGAUGGAUCAGUUUCCAAGACUGAUCCUGUUUAUCUCACAAAAUUUUGCACGUGUUCCUCGUACUGGAGUGUUCGAAGUUCUUACAGUUGGAACUAUGCCAAAUGUAACCUAGAAGCUCCUACAGAACCCUGCUCUAGAGGCGUCAGACAGGUCGUGAACGUCUGCUCACAGAACCGAAGGAAACGUGAUACGGUAGACUCUGAUGACGUCAUGGAUGACGAGGAGGAAGAGUUCGGCUACGACCCAGAAUACAACGACACAAUAGAACUUCCUGAGGCCACAUGGACAAACGGUUGGAAUGAGACAUCAGCCACGGACUACUGUAACAAGACAUUUGCCCUUGACCCCGUUGUAUCCUUCUGUAUAGAGCAAGUCAACACCAGCAUAGCAAAGUAUAUUAAUGGCUGUAUAAGUGAUAUUGAGAAAAUAGGCAACACAGACUUUGUGGAGGCAACACUGGACACUCUAAAAAAAGAAUGUGUAACGACCGCGUCACGUGACGAGAGUUUCCAAAAGUCCGAUAACUCUAGUUCUAACAGUACAGAUGGCGACGGUAUCAGUGUCCUGGACAUGUUAUCAACCAUGGUUUGUCCAAAUAACUGCUCACAGAAAGGGACCUGUGUCAACGAGACUUGUCUGUGUAAUGAGGGCUACAUAGGGGAUGACUGUUCCUCACAGCUGUCGGUCCCUCCCUCUGAUCUCUCCGUCCCCGAGCACGGGCUCUGUGACACCAGUAAACGGGCAUGUAGGAAAACAAACGUGGUGGGAACUUUUAAUUCCGAAAAUAUUAUUGCCCAUUUGACGUACUUUCAGUCGACAAGCAACGGUAUGGAUAUACAAGACUACUCUGUAUCUACAAAUGUCACAUAUCGACAUAUGAACCUCGUUACUGUUUCACUUCCGGAUUCUCCAUCCUCACGCAGGCGCAAACGGUCUGCCGGAAGUAACAUAUAUGGUUGGAUAAUCAAGCUAAGUUAUGACGGAACUUCGUUUGGAAACUCGACCACAAUCCUUCUGUUUAACAGUGUGACCGAAAGUUGUGAAGCGACGACUCUGAUAUGUACAGUAAAGCCCGGUUUUGCAAAUAAUACAAGUUUGCCACAGACAGAGCCUGAUAAUCUGCUGCUAUACAUCGGUAUAUCUGUAGGAGGCGUGGUAUUCCUUGUCAUUGUGGCCUUUAUAGUGUAUAUUAAAACACGCAAAAAAGAGCUGCAUCAUAAGAGAAUUAGUAGGGUUUAUCCGGAGGAAGGUUCCAGUCGUGUGUUUGUCAGAAGAAAGCCUCCCCAAACAGAUCCAAGACCAUUUGACUUUUCCUGAAUCGAAAACACCAUGAGAGAGAGUGACAUUGAUAAUAAAUGUUUGUCGGCAUAUGCAAGAUUUCAGUAAUUUAACGCAGCCAACUUUUGGCCAAGAACUCAGUUUUGAUACAAAAAGCAUUAACGUUAAUGAAGUUUAUUUUUUAAAUGUUUUUGUUGCAGUUAUGCUUAAAUCCAAAUAAUUGUUCUCCUUUUAAAUUGUUUUAUGUUUUUUGUAUUUCUUUUUAUUCAUCGAAUCAGAUUUGUUAAAUUUUCAAACUGUUUUACGUUAUCUUAUUACUAAGGUUAAAAUUAUGAGUGAUUAAACAAUUGUUGCAGUA